AUGAGCUAUUCAUCCAAAAAUAAUAAACGGGUAGUGAAGAAUAUGUCCAGUCUACCAUCCUCUGAUGUUUUUUCUUUAAAAGAAGAACCUCGCGGGCCUGAAGAAACAAUUUAUGUUGAUAAAAGACGUCCACCUCCACAAGAAGAUCCAUUUUUCGAGGAAUUUGAAGAAGUUUAUGGGACAACUCAGCCAUCUCGUCCAUGCACGUUAGUCUGGCGCGAUGUUUCGGUUCAUGUGAAAUUGAAAGAUGGCAAACUAAAGAGGCUUGUGAAUAAUGUGAGCGGCAUCGCAAAACCCGGCAAAUUGGUUGCGUUAAUGGGACCAAGCGGUGCCGGAAAGACUACGCUCAUGUCUGCAUUAGCCUAUAGAAAUCCAGUGGGAACUAUAACGGACGGUGAGAUCGCAAUGAAUGGCCUACCAGUUGGUGAUUUCAUGCACAGAGAGAGCGGAUACAUGCACCAGGAUGAACUAUUCGUGGAAAAUCUGACAGUCAUCGAACACCUUUCUAUUAUGGCCCGUCUUCGAAUGGAUCGGCGUACUUCGUCUCUUGCACGCAGAAGACGAGUCAAUCAGCUCAUGAGGCAGUUGGGAUUAUAUGAAUCCAGAUAUACACGUAUCGGAGGGUUGGAGGGUAGCAACACUCUAUCUGGAGGAGAAAGAAAAAGGCUAGCAUUUGCUACUGAGUUGUUGACAGAUCCUGGUUUACUGUUUUGCGAUGAGCCAACUACUGGUCUUGACUCCUCAUCGGCACAGAAACUGGUAUCUCUCCUCCGAGCUAGUGCGGUCCAGGGCAAGACAGUUAUUUGCACUAUACACCAACCUUCCUCCGAAUUGAUGGCGCUGUUCGAUAAGCUGGUGCUUCUCGCUGAAGGAAGAGUUGCGUUUGCGGGCAAUGCUUCAGGAGCGCUCAUGUUCUUUGAAAGCCUCGGAUACCACUGUCCAAUCACAUAUAACCCUACGGACUACUUUAUCAAAGUUUUAGCCUUGACUCCGGGCUCAGAGGGCGCAUCACGACAGGCUAUUAAAAGCAUCUGCGACAGGUUUGCAGUCAGUGAUGCUGCUAAAGAACUAGACAUGGAGAUACAUCUUGAAUUCCAUCUGAUGGACCAUGAAAAUGAGGAAUCAAGAAGAAUAAAACCGGAUAAUUUUAAGGCGCCAUUUUUCUUAACAAAAAUAAUGUGGCUUGUGUAUCGAUAUAUGCUGGUAAUAUUAAGAGAUCCCCGAGUACAAUUGCUACGUAUAGUACAAAAAUUAGCGAUAGCCCUAACUGCAGGGCUGUGCUUUCUCGGCACUGUGCGUCUCACGCAGGCCGGCAUUCAAGAUGUUCAAGGAGCACUCUUCAUCAUCAUAGCUGAAAACACCUUCAGCCCCAUGUACUCAGUGCUCCACAUGUUCCCCGAAGAAUUUCCUUUGCUCACUCGGGAACUUAAAGCGGGCUUGUAUUCCACACCGAUUUAUUAUAUAGCAAGGAUGAUUGCUCUGUUCCCAGGUCUGGUGAUAGAGCCGACGCUGUUCACGCUUGUCGUGUACUACAUAGCGGGUCUGCGAGCCACAGUCUUCGCGUUUAGCUUCACAGUCUUGCUGGCAAUUGCCGUACUUAAUGUUGCCAUUGCAUGUGGUUCCUUCUUCUCGUGCGCGUUCGGCUCAAUGCCUAUUGCUAUCGCUUACCUCGUGCCGUUUGACUACUCGUUAAUGUUGACGUCUGGACUAUUCGUCAAAUUAAGUUCAAUACCAAAAUAUAUAUCAUGGAUACGUCAUUUGUCGUGGGUGAUGUAUUCAAACGAAGCCAUGAGCAUUCUGCAAUGGGAUGGUGUUCAGAAUAUAACUUGCGUGGUGUCUGACAACAGCGUCGGUACGCCGUGUCUUAGCACCGGAGACGAGGUUCUGGGCAAAUACGACUUUCAGAGCAGUCAGUUCUGGAUCGAUGUCAUGGCCCUCGUUAUCCUCUGCUUCGCUUUUCACCUCCUGGCUCUCGUGGCGUUGAGAUAUCGUACAAGAAGAAAAUAG
Parnassius apollo (apollo) is the source of this 2007-nucleotide messenger RNA. The record is from the annotation of a GenBank genome assembly. Lineage: Eukaryota; Metazoa; Arthropoda; Insecta; Lepidoptera; Papilionidae.